Danaus chrysippus (African queen) is the source of this 2040-nucleotide messenger RNA. Lineage: Eukaryota; Metazoa; Arthropoda; Insecta; Lepidoptera; Nymphalidae. The record is from the annotation of a GenBank genome assembly.
AUGGCGGGCCGCGAGGGCGUGCGGAGCAGCGCGCGGCUGAGCGGCGGCGCGGCGGGACCAGCCGCCGACGAGGAUGUGGGAGCGGCGGAGAGAGAGGCGGCGCGCGCGGCCGCCGCGGCCCUGAGGAGAGCGCGCGCCCUGCGAGCCGCCGAGCGAGCCCGGGAGGUGGAGGACACCCCGCGCGUACUGAGGGACAAGUGUCGCCGCCUGGCCCGCGCGCUCCGGGACGCUAAACACCUCGUGGUGUACACGGGCGCCGGCAUCAGUACGGCCGCAGACAUCCCCGACUACCGCGGGCCGCGAGGAGUGUGGACAAGGUUACAGCGAGGAGAGACCGUAGGGCGAGUGGAGGUCUCCCGCGCCCAGCCCACCUUCACUCACAUGGCGCUGACGGCUCUGUGGGCACGCGGCUCGCUCAAGUUCGUGGUGUCCCAGAACUGUGACGGGCUGCACGUGCGCGCCGGCCUUCCGCGCCGCGCGCUCGCCGAGCUGCACGGGGACAUGUUCGCGGAGCGCUGCGCUGCCUGCCGCCGGGUCUACCUGCGGGCCUUCGACACCACCGAGCGCACGGCGAGGCACGCGCACGCCACCAGGAGACUGUGCCACGACUGCGGCCGCGAGCUGAGAGACACCAUCGUCCACUUCGGGGAGCGAGGCCGCGCCUCCUGGCCGCUCAACUGGUCCGGGGCGCUGCGGCACGCGGCGGCCGCGGACGUGGUGCUGUGCCUCGGCUCCAGCCUCAAGGUGCUGCGGCGCUACCCGCGACUCUGGCGGAUGCAGAACGCUCCCCACCAGCGGCCGGCGCUCUACAUAGUCAACCUGCAGUGGACGCCCAAGGACGGGGUGGCGGCUCUCAAGAUCAACGCACGCUGCGACGCGGUCAUGGCGCAGGUGGCCCGCCGGCUCCGUCUCCGCGUGCCCCGGUACCGCGAAGCCGCCGACCCCCUCCUGGCGCACGCCGAGCCCCUCGCCCCGCCCGAGGCGCACACCACCCGCCGCCCGCUGCUGCCCCUCCCCCGCUCCUCGGCCGCGGACGACUCCGACACCUCCUACUACUCCCUGUCCUCCGCCUCGGCCACCGACUCGGACGAUGAGCUGCCGCUGUGCCGCCUCGCCUCGCGCUCUUCCGCCGCCCGGCCCUGCCAGCCGGCCCCCUCCCCGCCCCUACCGCCGCCCGCUGAGGACGUCAAGCCGUCGCUGCGAUCCUUUCAGAUCUCCGACUCUGUGCAGGUCAGUCUCCAGUCCGGGGAGACCACGAUCCUGCUCCGUGCGGAGCACGCGCCGCUGGAGCCUCCUCCGGCCGCCGCCCGUGCCGCCACCGACGCGCUCCGCAGGUUCAGGAUGGUGAGGCCGCAGAGCUCCGUGCUAGCGGUCAACGGCUUCGGAACGAUCACCAACGGCCGCCGGAGCUACGGCGUCCCGCCGGACGGAGAGACCGAGUUCAAGCUCGAGAGUCAUCCGCCUCUCAAGAAAGAGAAGGAGGACCCAGACGGGUCGACCUCGGACGGCGCCUGGGACUUCGGCGACCGGCUCAGGAGGCUGCUGGAGCUGUCCCCGCGGCUCGGGGCGCGCGGAGACAAGCUGCGGCGGAUGAAGGACGAGGAGCGGCGGGACGAGGAGGCGAGCGCCUCGCUGGCCGCUGCCAUCAUCCGGCGCGCCGUGCUCGUGUGUCGCGCGCAGCUCUACCCCGGCCUCCACACCAUCAUCGCCCCGGCCGCGGGUCCUCGCCCGCCUCGUCCGCCGCCCGCCCCGCCGCCCCCGCCACCGCUCCCUCCCCCGCCGCCGGCCGCCGUAGCGCCGCCCGCCGAGUGCGUGUGGUGCGCGCGGCGCUACUCAUCCCGCCGCUGCCUGUGGUACGGUCCGACUCGCUGCACGCCCCCGGAGCGCCGCGCGUGGCGCCGCGAGCGAGAACGACGCUACCUGUGCGCGUGCUGCGGACCGGACGGAGAGGACGAGCCGCCGCCGGCCGCCGAGCGGACCCUCGACGACGGAGGGUGGUACGGGAAGGGAUACAGGAAGGGGAGGAGGAGGAGGAGGUAA